AUGUCGUCACUCAAAUACAUUCUGGGCGAUAACGAGGAUGAAUAUCAUCCGCCUACCCACAGGCCAUCGUCUACCCUAUCUUCAUCAGACUCGCAUGGCACAGAAGGGACACCAGCACACGCCAACACAUCGACCCUUGUCUACCGAGGAAGCAACAACAAACCAGGAAAGUCUAGCAAGCCUGGCGGUAGCAGCAGUAGCAGCUCAUCCAAGCCAUCCGGUUCCAGUUCAAAGACCGCCCAUCAUCAUUCCUCCAAGGGCAAGUCCAGCAACAAGGGCAAGCACAAAGCUGCCGAAGACGACAACCUUGACGUAGACGACUACGACUACGACCAAUCCUCCACCCAGCUCGCCAUGGACUCUGGCGCCGAGUACGGUUCCUCUGCGGAGGGUCAAUACUACCAGCAGUCACAUCAUGGCCACAGCCACCAUGGUCAUCACGGAAGCAACCGAGUUGGCCACGGCGGCUAUUACAUGGACCCUAACGCUGGGGCCGGUUACGCACAUUUGCAGGAUACUGCCGUCAUGCACAAUGCCGGUGUGGCCAUGGACGGCUCCUACGAAGCUGCGUCUAUUCACCAAUACGGCGCCAUGCACGGCAUGGACUCAUCGUCGAUGUCGGCGCACGGCGACAUGUCGGGGCACUACGGCGGCAUGGUUGCGUACACCGACCAUAGAGACACCAGCUAUACACCUGUAACCCGUCGUCAGAGUCGAGCCCUGAAGGGAAAGCCUGUCCACGUCUGUGACAGAUGUGAACCUCGCCGUACUUUCACGCGAGCCGAACAUUUGCGGCAAGUCUACAUGGCCCAACACGCCGUUUCGCGACACCGCCACCAGCUCAGUCACGAUGAGCCUCGCCAUAUGUGCACCUACCCCGGCUGUACCAAAAUCUUCUUUCGCACCGAUCUGCUGCACCGGCACCAACAGAAGCAACAUACAUGGAGGAUGGCCUCCAACGGAAGCGGCUCAAACGACAGUACUGACUGGCGCAGUAGCAGUGGGGAAGAGAUGCCGCAAGACGCCGACGACGGAGAGGCCGGACCAUCAGGUCGUCAAGGUUCGUCCCAGGCGAGCGAUUCCCCGGGCGGGAGUUGGGCCGCCACAGGAGCAGUACGGAGCACCACCUAUUUUUCUUUGUCAAAAGGGACCCCGGGAAGCAGGAGUGAUAAUAACCAUGACAGUAGUACUGAUCCCGACAUGAGCGAGACCCCCGCAGGCCGACGUAGACGCCGUCGACCAUCCAGCGUGGGGAGAGGUGAUCCCCAGGGUCACAGUGGGGUCGGACGGAAACGCACUAUUCGAUCGGAAGGGAAGACGAAAACAAAAAACCAAGACGACAAUCCACGUCCAAGCGACAGCCAAACACUCGGCGGGCAGUCGAACUCGCUGCAAACCGUCCGAACGACGGAUCUCAGCACCCACGACAAGAAAGGGAAGGAUACCAAGGGCGGGGAGAGUGGACGGGACAGAAAAACAAGGGCUGUCCGCAGAGCACAAGGCGUGGGCCUACACAGUGUCCUGGUCGGCUCUGCAGCCAGCAGCGCGCACCAACUGACCUUUCACGAAGAAACGGCGCCUGAAACCCACCCGAUGAGCACUAUUUCACCUCCUGCUGGCGACUUGCGACCGAGAGACGAAGCCCAAGACAACCCCUACGCACAACCUCGGUACCCCGGCCCCUAUAUGCAUACCCAGUCGUUGCAGACUCAUGCCGGUAUCUAUAGUCGUCACAAUCGCAAUCACACGCAAUCUGUCCCCGGCAUUGGGUGGCCCCCGUCAAGCAGCAGCGUGGCAGACGACAAUGCCAGCCAUAGCGGCACAACUGGCCCCAUGCCAUUGCCUCGCACCGGUAUGGCGGGAUCGAGCACAAUACCAAUCGACGACACAGAAGGCAUUGGCCACCCUCUACCCGUGUCCUAUUCCAUGGCCUCAGGCGGUUUUGCUGUUUCUGCCAACAGCAACGGUCCCGGCCCACUACUGCCGUCUGCACACGGCUAUGACCCGAUGCCGACGCACUAUGAGCAUCCUGUCAAUCCGCCCGCCGGCCCAGCAGUCUCGUUUGCCUCGGAAAGUGCGCCACCGCUCAUGGACUCCAGUCUGCCCCGCGACUAUAUGUCGCCCAGCAGCAGCUCUAGCCUUCGCCACAUCGAUGCCGCCAGCAGCUCGGGUAGUUGGACAACUUCGUAUACACUGUCCUCAUCCGUCAGUUCGUCUGCCAGGCAUGGUUGUACCACAAUGGACGAUUUGUAA
This is a messenger RNA of Sporothrix schenckii 1099-18, 2253 nucleotides long. RefSeq lists its product as uncharacterized. The transcript has 6 exons. Bases 1 to 2253 code for a protein of 750 amino acids. The record is from RefSeq and is a predicted model, not a curated record. Lineage: Eukaryota; Fungi; Ascomycota; Sordariomycetes; Ophiostomatales; Ophiostomataceae.